UCCUCACUCAUCCGGCAGUCACCCCCUUUCAAACACUUGUGGCGCCGUCCUACGUCAUACCAAUUGACCUAGACCCAUAUCAUGUAUCUACGUACACCGAACACUUACGAAUCAUUUAACAAAAUGUCAAGCUAUCGUGAGAAUGUACACAUUUCUUCACCGUCUAUCUUCGAAGGUAAUUGGGAAACGCCAGGAUGACAGACUGGAAAGGUAUCGUCAAACAUGGCUGGCACCCUGAGAAAGAAGGGACAUCCAUCAAGGAUCAAAUGAAAGGUCUUGUCGGCCGUGGAGAUAAUUCAUCUUCUCGUACUCCCAGCAGCCACACUGCCACCCCGAUAACAUCACUACGUGAUCCGUCGUCCUUCGGUCCUCCCCCGAAGCACGUCGGAGCCGGGGCUCGUAGUCCAGCGUCGGCCACACCGCAACAUCAACCACACGCCGGACAGACCUACGGCGUCCAGCAGACCGAAGAGUCUCCUAUAGAAGCAAAACCAUACCAAGUCGACACCACGGGACUAUCGACAUCGCAUCUCCCACCGCCACCCGGACGAAAAGCCAGCCCCCUCAUCCCCCCUCCAUCCUCGUCAAAACCGAGUGGUCCGCCCUCGCUCCCCCCUCGACUCCCGCCACGAAGCGGAAACACGUCUCCAGUGCAGACACAAAGCCCCGCUUCGAUCGCUCGCCAAUCUCCCUACCUGAACCAGGGAGCCAUCAACCGGUUAGGUGCCGCGGGCAUUUCGGUACCAGGCCUAGGAAUCGGAGGGAAGGCUGCUCCGCCGCCGCCUCCUAACCGUUCGGGCAGCAAUUCGCCAUCCGCGGGGUCGUCGACGACAACGACAAAAACGUCUAGCGGGCGGUUGAGCGAGCUACAGAACCGCUUCUCUCGCUUUGGCAGCGGGUCUCCCAAGCCACCAGAGCCUGCAGCGGAUUCAGGCCCGGCCCCAUCCCCAUCGGUCCCGACGAAGGGCACGACGUGGGCGGAGAAGCAGGCAGCGCUGAAGACGGCGGCGAAGUUCAAGAAAGACCCUACGUCCGUGUCGUUCUCGGACGCGAAGGCAGCCGCCAGCACAGCACAUAAUUUCAAUCAGAGGCAUGGAGAUCAAGUGGCAUCCGGAGUGAACACGGCAAACGGGUUAGGGCAACGAUUUGGCAUGUUUGAGAACAAUGGGCAGAAUGGGCAAGGAGCAUCAUCGUCACCAAUGGGCCAAAUUUCAGUGACUGCCGGAAAGAAGCCGCCCCCUCCACCGCCGACGAAGAAGAAGCCUCCUCUGCUACCCGGAACGAGUAAUGAGACGAGCGCCCCGGCGCCGCCCCCUAUCCCGAUAGGUACGAGACCAAGGUUCAACUGAGAUAAAGGAUGCUACGAAUGGUCUAGAUGCAUUAUUUACUAGCGCUCGGAGUAAGAGAAAAUAGUAUAGAAUCACAUAUUCGGGUCACUUGAUGUAUUUGCUCUGGGA
Molecule: messenger RNA, 1457 nt
Organism: Annulohypoxylon truncatum
Lineage: Eukaryota; Fungi; Ascomycota; Sordariomycetes; Xylariales; Hypoxylaceae
Exons: 2
Coding region: 195-1349 (384 amino acids)
Source: RefSeq, a predicted model, not a curated record